Molecule: messenger RNA, 2043 nt
Organism: Rotaria socialis
Lineage: Eukaryota; Metazoa; Rotifera; Eurotatoria; Philodinida; Philodinidae
Source: the annotation of a GenBank genome assembly
AUGACUAGCGAUAAACAAGAAAAAAUCGACGAACAACUUCGUCCAUUAUAUGCUGAAUUACAAAAAUAUGGACAGACACAAGAUUGGGAUCGAGCAUUGAAAACUACACGAAAAAUAUUGGGUAUUUCAAGUAAUGAAAAAAAAGCAACACAAUCUAAAAUCAUUUGUUUGAUGCAACUCGAUAAAUUCGAUGAAGCGUAUGGUACAAUGACAAAAAAUGCAAAUGAUACAGCGGAUUUAUUCUUUGAACGUGCUUAUUGUGAAUAUCGUCUCAAUCGAAUUGAAGAUGCUUAUAAUACAUUAAAAAGUAUCGAAAGAGACUUAAGUGAACGUGAACAAGAACUUCUUGCUCAAGUGCUUUUUAAACUCGAAAAAUACAAUGAAUGUGUUGAUUAUUAUCGUUCAUUGGUCAAAAACAAUGCGGAUGAGUAUCAAUCAACACGUCAAGCAAACUUUAUUGCUGCUUUAGCAACUUGGAAAUUAACCGAUCCGUCAUGCAAUGUUCAAUUGGAAUCAAAUGAUCUAAGUGAUGAAACAUAUGAUACAACAUACAAUUCAGCAUGUGUUCUUCUUAGUUCGGGUAAAUAUGCUGAAGCAGAAAUAAAACUUCGAAACGCUGAAGCUCAAUGUCGACGUGAAUUGGAAGAAGAAGGAGAUAUGAAUGAAGAAGAAAUAUCACGUGAAACAGCGAACAUUCGAGUACAAUUAGCUUACUGUCUUCAACAAGAAGAUAAAAAUGUCGAAGCAUUAACACUGUAUAAUGAUGUACUCAAAACAAAACCAACAGAUUUAGCUGUUAUUGCAGUUGCAUCAAAUAAUUUAGCUGUACUUAAUCGUGAUCAAAAUUUGUUUGAUUCACGCAAACGUAUUAAAACAGCAACAGCACCUGAAACUGAACCAAAAUUAAAUGCUUUUCAAAAGAAAAUUCUUCAAGUUAACGAAGCAUUACUAGCUAUUUAUACUGGACAGCAUGAAACAGCUCGACGUAUUCUUGAUAAAAUGGUUCAAAAAAAUAAUGAUACAGAUGAUAGUGUUCCAUUGGCGAAAGUUUCAUUGUUAAUGAAAGAAAAAAAAUUACCUGAAGCAACUCAAUUAUUACAAGAAUUUAUUGAAAACGGCAAACAACGAUCUAUUUCACUUUAUUGUCGUUUAACAUAUGUACAGCUGCUUCUAUCACAAGGAAAAGUUAACCAAGCAUGCGAUUAUUUAAGAAGUGACGAAGAAUUAUUAGUUAAACCAGGCAUUGUAGCAACAUUAGUUACACUCUACAAUUAUUUAGAAGAUACAAAAUCUGCUGCACAAGUUCUUAAUGAAGCUGUUGAUCGUUUAUAUAAUCUCGAUCGAACUAAAGGAAAACAUUCACGUGCACUUGCUUAUUUAAUUAAACAAAAUAUAAUUUAUCAAGAAAAACAAGGCAAUGGAAAACGAGUCACAGAAAUGCUCGAAAUACUUCAUAAACUUUAUCCAAACGAUACAAAUACUUUAUCAAAAUUAAUCAUUCAUUAUUUAAAAUCUGAUCCUGAACGAGCUAAUUUGUUGUCACAAAAGUUACCAUCAAUUAAACAAUUAGCUGAAGGCAUCGAUGUUGAUACACUCGAAUCAACAUUUGGUAAACGAGUAACAAAAGCAGAAAAAACUAUUGAAAAAACGAAAGCAAGUGAUUCAGGAUCGACAGCAACUACGACAGUCACGACGACAAGUGCUGAAAAAAAAAAGAAAAAACGAAAACGAAAAAUUCGUUUACCAAAGAAAUAUGAUCCAACAUCAAAACCGGAUCCUGAACGUUGGCUGCCAUUACGUGAACGUACAUAUUAUCGUGGUAAAAGAGGAAAACGUGGUAAACAAGCUGCUGUUGGUAAAGGUACUCAAGGUGCAGUUGGAUCUGAUCAAUCAGCUACUACUACUAUAACAACCUCGACAGGAGCUCAACGAUCUAUGCCAUCAUCAAAAGGAACAGGAGCAUCGGGUUCAAGUGCUACUCAGCCGAAACCAAUGCCCCCAUCCGGAAAAUCGGCAGCAUCUAAGAGAAAAGGCAGACGCUAA